AUGAAUCCCAAUGUCACCUACGCCAGUCGCAAGCGGCGGAAACCUGUGCAGAAAAUAGUAAAGCCAUCCCCAGCUGAAGGAGUCAAGUCCAAUCCAUCCAAGAGACACAGGGACCGCUUGAAUGCAGAGUUGGACCGCUUGGCUAGCCUGCUGCCUUUCCCUCAAGAUGUUAUUGCCAAGUUGGAUAAGCUGUCAGUGCUUAGGCUUAGUGUCAGUUACCUGAGAGCCAAAAGUUUUUUUGACGUUGCAUUAAAAUCUUCUAACUCUACAAGACCAGAAAGAAAUGGCAUUCAGGAAAACUGUAGAACAGCAAAAUGUGGAGAAGGCAUGCAGAUCCUGGAAGGAGAACUCUUACUGCAGGCAUUAAAUGGUUUUGUAUUAGUUGUCACGGCCGAUGCUCUGGUUUUUUAUGUCUCUUCUACUAUCCAAGACUACUUGGGUUUCCAACAAUCUGAUAUUAUACACCAGAGUGUGUUUGAAUUGAUUCACACAGAAGACAGACCUGAGUUUCAACGACAGCUGCAUUGGGCAUUAAACCCUGCCCAGUCUGCAGAUUCUGGACCAAGUGUACAAGGAGAUAAUGGCUUUUCACAGCCAGCAACCUAUUAUAACCCAGACCAACUUCCUCCAGAGAAUUCUUCCUUUAUGGAAAGGAAUUUCAUCUGCAGGUUGCGGUGCCUGCUAGAUAAUUCAUCUGGGUUCCUGGCUAUGAAUUUUCAAGGACGAUUAAAGUUUCUCCAUGGACAAAACAAGAAAGGGAAGGAUGGUGCUACACUGUCUCCUCAGCUUGCUCUGUUUGCAGUAGCUACUCCCCUGCAGCCACCAUCUAUCCUUGAGAUACGAACCAAAAACUUCAUCUUCAGAACUAAACAUAAACUGGAUUUCACACCUACUGGCUGUGAUGCAAAAGGAAAGAUUGUCCUGGGAUACACUGAAGCAGAGCUGUGUAUGAGAGGAACAGGAUACCAGUUUGUUCAUGCAGCCGAUAUGCUUUAUUGUGCUGAAAAUCAUGUCCGAAUGAUGAAGACUGGUGAGAGUGGAAUGACUGUAUUUAGGCUUCUAACCAAAGAAAAUCGAUGGGCCUGGGUACAGGCAAAUGCACGUCUCGUCUACAAAAACGGAAGGCCAGAUUACAUCAUUGCCACACAGAGACCUCUGACAGAUGAAGAAGGGGCAGAACAUCUACGGAAGCGUAACAUGAAGUUGCCCUUCAUGUUUGCCACUGGUGAGGCUGUGUUGUAUGAGGUAUCUUUCCCUAUGUCGAGCCUCAUGGAUCCCUCUCAGAUGAAGAAUAAAAGCGUGACAGGAAAAGGAGCCAAAUCAACACCACACAAUGAUUCCGUGGAUCCAAACUCCCUCCUCGGUGCCAUGCUAAGGCAAGAUGAAUCUGUCUAUCUCUGUCCUCCAGCAUCACACAAACUUUCCUUUGAGCGGAACUUCUUUGCAGACAGCAGGGAUGAGCUGGGCACUGUUGUUGGCAGCAGCUGGACGGAUAAUCUCCUACCUUCUGGAAAUCACAGUGUUCUCAAACGGGAGCUAAUGGAGUGUUCCCAGGACAGUACUAUGCCGCUUCCUGAAGACAGCGCAGCACUCUUUCAAGAUAACAAAAGCAGUGAUUUGUACAGCAUUAUGAAAAGUCUGGGUAUUGACUUUGAAGAUCUGAAGUGUAUUCAGCAGGAUGAGGAGUUUUUUAAAACUGAGUUAUCUGGUGUGGACGAUAUUGGGGACAUCGACAUAACAGAUGAAAUCCUGACUUAUGUUCAGGAUUCCUUAAAUAAGUCAGACUUCUUAUAUUCAGGCUGUAACCAGCAGCAACCCUUGGUUCAGAAUGAAAGUUGCUUGUUACAGCAAGAGUUAGACCCACAUCAACUUCAUCAGCACCAGAAACAGCUCAUGGAGCAGCAGCAGCAGCAACAGCAGCAGCUCUGUCAAAAGAUGAAACAUAUGCAAGUCAAUGGGAUGUUCACAAACUGGAGCUCUGACACCACCAUGCCUCUUGGCUGCUCUCAGCAGCAACCCCAGCAAUAUGUAUUCCCUGGUAUGCAUGCCACUCCAUCUGAGUUCUCUUACAAAGCAGAAGUCAAUACUUCCCCUUACUCAUGUAGGCAGGAAUUUACACCUUACAAGCAACCCACAGCAAUGGUGCCACAGCUCUCUAAUUUUGCUCAAAUGGAUUUCCCUGUAGCAGGUUUUGACAGAUCGAGUUAUUCUAAUUCUUCCAGCUUGGAGGAUUUUCUCAGUUGUUUGCAGCAAGUCCCUGACAAUCGUGAGUGUGGGAUGAACUCUGAGUCAAUCACGCUGACUCCUCAAACAUGCUAUGCAGGUGCUGUUUCCAUGUACCAGUGCACACAAGAAGCACAGCCCAGCUGUUUGGAUCAAAUGCAGUAUGAUCCUAUGAUGGCAAGUCAACAGACAUUGUCCAGCAAGUUCCAAAACGGUUUCAAUGGAGGAAAUGUAAAUGAAGCAUAUCCCUCUCAGUUAGAUGUGAUCAGUAAUGCACAGACUGCCACACAUCUUCAGCCUCUUCAUCAUCCGACAGAACCCAGAUCCUUCUCAGAUUUGGCAUCUAGUGGAUUUAUGUGA
Indicator indicator is the source of this 2583-nucleotide messenger RNA. RefSeq names its product aryl hydrocarbon receptor (gene AHR). The record is from RefSeq and is a predicted model, not a curated record. Gene Ontology annotation, cellular component: nucleus; aryl hydrocarbon receptor complex. Bases 1 to 2583 code for a protein of 860 amino acids. Gene Ontology annotation, biological process: regulation of transcription by RNA polymerase II. NCBI's taxonomy places the organism in Eukaryota, Metazoa, Chordata, Aves, Piciformes, Indicatoridae. Gene Ontology annotation, molecular function: transcription cis-regulatory region binding; protein dimerization activity; nuclear receptor activity. The transcript has 11 exons.